Myripristis murdjan (pinecone soldierfish) is the source of this 1630-nucleotide messenger RNA. RefSeq names its product vacuolar ATPase assembly factor VMA12 (gene vma12). Gene Ontology annotation, cellular component: endomembrane system. Gene Ontology annotation, biological process: vacuolar proton-transporting V-type ATPase complex assembly. Bases 541 to 1140 code for a protein of 199 amino acids. The record is from RefSeq and is a predicted model, not a curated record. The transcript is spliced from 6 exons. Lineage: Eukaryota; Metazoa; Chordata; Actinopteri; Holocentriformes; Holocentridae.
CUGAGCUUGAACACAAGACAAAGGCUCACGUGGAUCGACACACGCAAAGUUUUUUUCUUCACUUUGGAUACCGAAAACAGUUUAGUCGUCUGUCCAGCUAAAAGACAUUCGUGUCUUAGAAACAUUUCGAGCAAUGUCGCGAUUAUUUUAAUUCGUAUUUUACAAAGUGCGCAAUUUGAUCCGAUUUUUUGGAACGGAAGCGGCCUCGUGAACCUGACGUCACCGUGUCAUAUGGUAAACAACAUGGCCGCUCGCACAGUUUUCACCCUUAGCUGAUGCUAGCCAUGUAGCUGAAUGUAAAUAGAUGAUACUGGGAAGGCUGCAGACAGAUCUCUGGCUUCUCUUCGCGAUUGAUAAGUAAAAUAUUAAGAAACGGGGUUUUAAAAGAGGUCUGACUCGGUGAGGUUAGCAUCGACAGCCCGGCGUUGCUGCUGGUAGCUCUGCCUUAUUGACAACAAGCCUGGUCUUCACAGACACACAGGCAGGUUAUAUUCAACCAGAGAGGCCAGAUUCCUCAGCGUUUCCCAUUCAAGUAAAGCGAUGGCUUCCUCUUUCGUGGUCGGGGAUAAAUUUCGGACCCUGGUGGCAGAGCUGCUGGAGAAGUCUGACUCGUCUGUGCCACAGGAGCUGCGACAGGACCUGCAGCUGCUUCUCGAAAAGUCAGAGCCAUCAACUCUGUCCUUCAGGCUGGCGAGGAAACUCAAGAAAUACCUGCAGGAUGAGGGACAUCCCUUCUACCUGCACGAGCUGCUGGAGGACAGCUCACUGCACCUGCCUGAGGUCGUGAAGCCCCCUAGGAACCCUGAGCUGGUGGCGCGUCUGGAGAAGAUCAAAGCUAAACUAGCCAAUGAGGAAUACAACAGGAUCACACGUAAUGUCAACACUCAGCAAAUGAACCGGAAUGGGACACUGGCGGAUUUUGGAAGGCAAGUGCGAUCCGUCAAAGCUGCUGUCAUGACUGUAUUUAACUUCCUGGUGACGGUGGUUGCCACAUUCGCCUGUGCCUACAUGGGCAGCCAGUACCUGUUCACUGAGACUACAGCGAGAGUGAUAUCUGCUGUGAUCGCUGCGUCUGUAGUCGGACUGGCUGAGCUUUACGUGCUGGUGCGGACCAUGGAGGGAGAACUCGGGGAACCGUAGCACCGUGGAAAAGGAACAAGGGAAACACAGCAGCCAUGGAAGAAGAACCAGGGAACUGCAGAACUUUGGGAAAUACCAUGGAAGCCUUCUCCGGUCUUCUUCAUUAAUAUAAAUCCCACUUUACCUGAAUACUUUGUGGACUCUCUGCUUUCUACUUGAAAGAAACAACGCACACUUUCAGGGUCAGAUUCAAGUUACUGAGGAGGCCGUUCAGCUCGGUGUUUGAAGCAAAUGGAAGCUCGAACGCCAUGAAGUGAAAACUGUUCUGUUUGUGUCAUCCUGUCAUUGUUCAUUACUACGGCUUGAUUAAUUUUCACUUUGUUCGGUUUGUAAUCAAAACGUUAAGUGAUAUUCUUAUUUAAUAACAGUUCUUUUACUUUUUGAUUCACUUUUUGUCCAAUAGAAUUAUUUCCGUCAUGUAUUCUCCUUUUUGUUUUUGUUUGGUAACGUCACGCUGUCCCGUGAAAAUAAAUCUAGAGGUUCAGAUGGC